Zootoca vivipara (common lizard) is the source of this 3031-nucleotide messenger RNA. Lineage: Eukaryota; Metazoa; Chordata; Lepidosauria; Squamata; Lacertidae. The record is from RefSeq and is a predicted model, not a curated record.
AUGAUCUACAGCGGCAUGCCCCUGAUUGUUGAUUUACUGGAUAACAAGGAAUUGUUGGAAACUUGUAUUGACAAUACUACUGAUUUUCCUCCUGCCGGAGGGUCAGCUGAAGCUUUGGAAGAAACGGGUCUUGGCUUCACUUCUCUUGGCACAAAGGAACAACCCUAUGACAAGGCGGAUCCUGUUGGUGAAGAUGCAUUGUUGAAACUCAAGCGGCUGGAAGCAGAACUCAACCCUUUGCUGGUUUCCCAGUCCAACAUAAACAUCAACAAACAGCAGGAGGUGGUGAAGCUGACGGAGAAAUGUCUCAACAAUGCCAUUGAGAGCCCAGUGAGUGCCUCUGUACGGCUGCCUCCAGACAUCAAGAGCAACAUUCUGAAGGCCCAGGCCGAGGCAGUGAACAAGGUCAUGAGGGAGGACAGCAUGUCUGGCAAUAAGAACACCAACCUUCAAGAUGUUGCUGGCAGGAGCAUUCUUCUGUCUGGAAAAGUUCAGAACAGCCCUCUGAGAGCCCAGAGCCCCGUGUUCCAGGAGUCGAGAGAGAGGCUGAAAGCGAUUCCUAUCUCCAAUGUCUUCAUUCCGAAUGAAUUAAAUGAGGAUAAUGCUGCCUCUAGCCCUGAGGAUUCUUUGAGUCCUCCUAAUCUGGCUCCCACAGAGGCAGCUGCUAUUGUAAAGAACUCUCCAGAGGACUUGGAGAUUUUGUUAACAUCACAGGCAGAGAAUCUAAUUGACUUUACAGAAGCCAUGCCUCGGGUGUCUUCACCACCAACAGUUUUGCCCAGGUGGUUGGUGCCAAGUGGACUGGUUUCCAAUGGGCCUUUAGGGAAUGAUGUUGCCUUAGCUCUUAAGGCAGUGAAAGGCAGCACUGAGGCACUGACCAUCUCUGCUGGCUCCCCACCUCCACUUUACUCACCCGAAAUCAUGCCCAGUCCUGCUGCAGAAGAUGUUACAACAAGGCCGAAAUGUUUACUUACCACUGAACUCUGAGCUUUGACAAAGUCUGAUCUUCCUAGCAGCUGCAACGUGCUCCUGGAAUGGACUUAACCUGGAAUUGACCCAUGCUCAGACCAUGGUUAAAACAAAAUGCCGGCAGUUUUACUGUGGAUUCAUGCAACUGGAAAUCUUGUGUGAAGAGCUGCUGGGAAGCCUGAGCACCUUUUGUAAAGUACACUGGAACACAUUCUGACAUGUAAUGAAAUCUGCAAGGUUUCCAUCCAUAGCAGUGCUUUUGUCUAUAAAGCUCCUUGCUGCUUUAGGGGUGUAAAUAAAGUCAUCACUGUGAUGAACGAGUUAGUAUUGGGGAGGAUAGGAACUUCUAAGGCCACCUGCUGGUUGUUGCUAUAAAAAGCAAGUAGUGCUAAUGGUGUUUUUAUAGAGCAAGCUCUUCUUUCUUAACAUCUCCUUUGACUCCUCUUUUGUACUGAUAUCUGUCAAAUGUUCUUGGCCUUAAUCCACUUUCUAGACUUUGCACUUUUGCUCACCAUGUAUGAAAGAAACUAAAUAUGCAGCACCUCGAUAGGUUACCCAGCUGGCAGGUUCUGCUCUCUCUAGUCAAAGAGGCAAAGCAAUUUUCUACCAAACACUUUUAGGCUACUAUAGUGUGUGAGUGUAACUGUUCCACAUUUUGUCCCAUUCUCUAUAACACGUGUCUAAAAUACUGCUAGUGCAUAAACUUCUGCUGCAGAAGAGCUUCCGAAUGGAAAGGCAUGUUCCCUUGCGGCUUUUCACUGGCUUCUGUUUGGAAAGUUCCUUCCAACAAAACUGAAAAUUGUUUUAAGGUAUGUUCUGUGAACUUGUCAAUAGCUGAUAUCUGUACAGACCAAUUAGAAUUACUGCCUUUUUCCUAUGUUCCACUACAAUUUUUUUUCUUCAAAUGUCAUUGCAAAUGGCAAGUUUUACAUCUUGAUUUUCGAGUCUUGUUCAGACACAUACCAGUAGUUCACCUAUCUUCUUCAAAUUAGACCAGUGACUAGACAUUUAGUGAAAGAGUCUCCUUCAGUAUAUUGAAGUGCUAAUAGUUUUGGACCAGUGGGGAAAUCUUUUUCUACUACAAACUCAGGGAAAUUGCUGUUCAUUGGUGGAACAACGUGAAUCCCAAGUUUAACUCAUGCUUAGCAUUUUUUUGUUUGUGGACCAAUUUCUCCAUGGGCAUUGAGAGUGAACAAUAAAACUUGGUAGGACAGAGUUACUGGUUAGGACACGAUUCUAUUGUCAUAACUAUCCUUUUGGUUUUCAAAAAAGACAGAAAAAAUGUAGAAAUGUGAUCAUCUUUAUCUUUCAAAAAUGGCUCUCAACUCGCUGACCAGUUGGAAGGAUAGGUUAAAAGAAUUGGAGCAAGUUCUCUUAAACUUGAUUUAUUUAGCAUUGUAUCUGUUUCAAGAAGCCAUUUUAUGGUGCAAGAAACCUUCCUUGUUUUGGGGGGGUGGGGGUGGGUUGACAUAGUCAUAGGCUAAUGAACCAAUUCACUAUGAACAGUUUGAUCACCCUUGCCUUCCCUUCGCCCAUUCCUUACUUGGUAAUUGCUGCUUUUGAAUUAAGAGCAGUUGCAAUGCUUUUUAUGAGUAGCAUUGUGAGGAGCAAGUUUCAUUUUUAAAGUAGGCUCUGAGUGUAGAGCUGAACACUUCACCUUUACCAGUAGCUGAACUCCUAUGUGGAAGAUGCAUCAGAUUAGCAUUUGUCUUUGAGAUAUCCCUCAUUACUAUCAGCAAACUGGAGAGGAAACUGCUUAAACCAUUUCAAACGAUCUGGAGGUAAAAUCCAAACCACCUCAUGAGUUUUAUCAGUCAUUUUAACAGAAGAGUGUAUUUUAGAUGCUACAGUAAUUAUUUUUAAUAUACCCCCGAUUACAAGAGAGUGGAAGUAGAAGAAAGGUUAAUCAACGGUUUGCUAUCUAGAAUGUUAAUGAACCUUCCUUGAGUUUCCUAGAUUGCAGGUAUAGCUAGUUUCUAAAAUGUUGCAUGCUAGGGUUGUUAGAGAAUGACUACUUAACAAAAAAGAUGGUCUUUGUGAUUUAGAGUCCUAUGCAAGCCAA